AUGGCCUCGGCUGCCUCUGUGACCAGCCUGGCAGAUGAGGUCAACUGCCCCAUCUGCCAAGGGACCCUCAGGGAGCCAGUCACCAUUGACUGUGGCCACAACUUCUGCCGCAUCUGCCUCACCCACUACCUUGAGAUCCCCAGCCCGGACCCCGAGGAGCCCCCAACCUGCCCACUCUGCAAGGAACCUUUCCGCCCAGGGAGCUUCCGGCCCAAUUGGCAGCUGGCCAGCGUGGUGGAGAACAUUGAGCGUCUCAAGCUGGUGUCCUGGCUGGACAUAGAAGAGGAGGACAUCUGCCCCGAGCACGGGGAGAAAGUCUACUUCUUCUGCGAGGAUGAUGAGACGCAGCUGUGCGUGGUGUGCCGGGAGGCCUGGGAGCACCGUGCCCACACUGUGCGCUUCCUGGAGGACGCGGCUGGGCCCUACAGGGAACAAAUACAGAAGUGUCUUGAGUGUCUAAGAAAGGAGAGAGAGGAGAUUCAAGGAAUUCAGUCAAGAGAAAAUCGAAGGAUACAAGUCCUCCUGACUCAGGUGGCCACCAAGAAACAAAAAGUGAUUUCUGAGUUUGCACAUCUGAGCCAGUUCCUGGAGGAACAGCAGAGCAUCCUCUUAGCCCAGUUGGAGAGGCUGGAUGGGGACAUCUUAAAGCAUCGGGAUGAGUUUGAUGUCCUGGUCACUGGGGAAAUCUCCCGGUUUAGCACCCUCAUCGAAGAACUGGAGGAGAAGAAGGAGAGGCCGGCAAGGGAGCUCCUGAUGGAUAUCAGAAGCACUCUAAUAAGAUGUGAAACCAGAAGGUGUCGGAAACCAGAGGCUGUAUCCCCUGAGCUGGGCCAGAGGAUUCGGGACUUCCCCCAGCAGGCCCUCCCGCUGCGGAAGGAGAUGAAGAUGUUUCUGGAAAAACUCUGCUUUGAGUUGGAUUAUGAGCCAGCUCACAUCUCUCUAGACCCCUGGACUUCCCACCCGAAGCUCCUCUUGUCUGAGGACCACCAGCAGGCUCGCUUCUCCUAUAAAUGGCAGAAGUCACCAGACAGCCCCCAGCGUUUCGACCGGGCCACCUGUGUCCUGGCCCAUGGUGGCUUCACUGGGGGGAGACACACGUGGGUGGUGAGUGUGGACUUGGCUCCCGGGGGCAGCUGCACCCUGGGAGUGGUCAAUAAGGACAUCCGGCGGAAGGGGGAGCUUCGGCUGCGGCCAGAGGAGGGGGUGUGGGCGGUGAGGCUAGCUUGGGGCUUCGUCUCGGCCCUGGGCUCCUUCCCCACCCGCCUGGCCCUGGAGGAGCAGCCCCAGCAGGUGCGGGUGUCUGUCGACUACGAGGUGGGCUGGGUGACCUUUGCCAAUGCCGUCACUCAGGAACCCAUCUACACCUUCACUGCCUCCUUCACCCAGAAGAUCUUUCCCUUCUUUGGGCUCUGGGGACGAGGGUCCAAGUUCUCCCUGAGCUCCCAAGAGGGUGCAGCUACCCUCCCCUAA
Messenger RNA from Eubalaena glacialis (North Atlantic right whale), 1470 nucleotides. It is a transcript of the gene TRIM10, whose product is annotated as tripartite motif containing 10. The transcript is spliced from 7 exons. Lineage: Eukaryota; Metazoa; Chordata; Mammalia; Artiodactyla; Balaenidae. The coding region runs from base 1 to 1470 and encodes 489 amino acids. The record is from RefSeq and is a predicted model, not a curated record. Gene Ontology annotation, molecular function: zinc ion binding; protein binding.